Pangasianodon hypophthalmus (striped catfish) is the source of this 3474-nucleotide messenger RNA. RefSeq names its product cadherin 17, LI cadherin (liver-intestine) (gene cdh17). Gene Ontology annotation, biological process: cell morphogenesis; multicellular organism development; calcium-dependent cell-cell adhesion. Gene Ontology annotation, molecular function: calcium ion binding; cadherin binding. Gene Ontology annotation, cellular component: adherens junction; catenin complex; plasma membrane. The coding region runs from base 116 to 2743 and encodes 875 amino acids. NCBI's taxonomy places the organism in Eukaryota, Metazoa, Chordata, Actinopteri, Siluriformes, Pangasiidae. The transcript is spliced from 19 exons. The record is from RefSeq and is a predicted model, not a curated record.
UUCAAUAAAAUGAGUUAAAGUUUCACUGUAGCAGGAAGUUCUACAAGCUAGUGAGCUUCAUUCUGUCAGUGCUCAGCCAGAAGGGGAUCUGUCCUGACAGAUAUUAUUUCUCAUUAUGGCCAGCGCACAGCUGCUGCUCCUGACUCUUCUUGUCAGCUCUGCUUACGGAGUUGGUCUAGAGGAUAAGAAAGGACCAUUAGAUCAUAAAGUCUUGGAUGUGCCAGAAGCCACACCAGUGCCAUAUGCUAUUUUUCAGUUUACAUCCACAGCAGAGGGCGUGUCAUCAUAUCGUUUGAGUGGUGAGACAGAAGGGAAGAUUAACAUAUCUCCUGAUGGUUGGCUGUACCUGGAAGAAGCACUGGAAUGGAGCCCAGGAAAAAGAUACAGUCUAAGUAUUGAGGCACUUUCAGAUGAGGAUGACAUCGUUGAUGGACCUUACACAGUUGUUCUCCAAGUUGUGGAUGUCAACAACAAUGCUCCUGUCUUUAAUCAGAGCCAGUAUAGUGGAACGAUCAGAGAGCAUUCACCUGCAGGAAUUCCAUUUGUACAUGUGGUCGCCAGUGAUGCUGAUGAUCCGGACACACCCAAUUCACAACUGACCUACAGCAUUGAGAGCCAAAUCCCCAACACUAAUGGAGAAGCUUUCUUUAGCAUCGACCCAAACACUGGGGAAAUUUCCACCACAGAGGAGGGAGCUGCAUCACUAAAAGCCAGAACUGGAGUGAGGUACAGUCGUGGAGAAACCAGGGGGAGUGUUGACGUUCUGAAGAGGAAGUUUGAUGAAUUCUGCCUUCCAAGGAACAACAUACCCCUUGACGACAACCCAUUUUUCACUUGUGUUCAACGUGCUGAGAACAGGCGAAUGAACGUCAUACAGGAUCCAGACUACACUCUAAUUGUGCGAGUGGAGGAUUUAGGUGGAGGAGCUCCAGGUGCGCUGAGCAGCGUCACAAGGGUCAAUAUUGCUGUGAUUCAAAAUCUGUGGAUUUCACCUGGACCUAUCAAUAUCAUGGAGAAUUUAGUAGCGGAAUACCCCAUGUUGCUUACCACGGUGCGUGCCAAUGACCCCAAUGCACUGUACAGGUUGGUGCAGAAGGAGAAAGAGGUUCCAUUUCCUUUCACUAUCAAUGAAGAUGGAGAGAUCUACAUCAUAGAGCCACUGGAUAGAGAGAUCAAGACCAUGUACAUCCUGGUAGUCUUGGCUGAGGAUGAGGAAGGCGUCGAGCUGGAAUCUCCUAUGGAGAUCCAAGUUGAGGUGGGAGAUGUAAAUGAUAAUGCUCCUAAGUGUGUCAGCGACAAAAGUGUGUUUGAGGUGCAGGAGAAUGAGAAAGUUGAUAGCCACGUCGGAGAUUUGUUGGUUCAUGAUGCCGACAAGGAGAACACACCAAACUCGCUGCUGACCUACAAGCUUUUGAGCCAGAGUCCCACCAAUCCAUCUGACAGAAUGUUCAACAUUGACCAAGCGAGUGGAAGGAUCCAAGUGGCCAAAAAUAACUUCCGUAGGAAGGAUGUGCCACAAUAUAACCUUAAAGUUUCAGUUACAGAUGGAGUUCACAGCACAGAGUGUGAUGUUGUCAUCAACAUCAUCGACCUCAAUAACGAGGUCCCCAUCUUUGAGAAGAAUGAUUAUGGGACAUACAGUGUUCCAGAAUUAGCUGAAGUCGGGGACACUCUGCUCACUGUCAAGGCUACGGAUGCUGAUGAUCCAGGGACAGGCAGCUCUAAGGUGGAAUACCACAUCACUGCAGGUGAUCCGGACAAUGUAUUCGCCAUAGAAGUUGAUGAUGCCACUGGAGAGGGCAGAGUCUACAUAGCACGGCCAUUGGAUUAUGAAGUUCAGUCUGCCUAUAAGCUUCGCAUUGAUGCCCGUAAUCCUGAGCCGCUGAUCGAGGGGGUGGACUACGACAAUCAGUCCACCACAGUCGUUGUCAUUGAGCUGGUUGAUGUGGAUGAGCCUCCAGUGUUCACUGUAGAUACUGUGAAUGUCAACAUCCCGGAAAAUAUCACCGUAGGAACCACCAUCUUGACAGCCAAUGCUAAAGACCCAGAGGGACAUAAGAUCAUGUUUAAGCUGGAGGGAGAUGAGCAUGGCUGGCUGGACCUGAAUACUGAAUCUGGGGAGUUGAAGACUAAAGCAGAGAUGGACAGAGAAGUGCUGGAUAAACUCACUGUCCGAAUCAUCGCAUACGAGUCAGAGGGUCAGAUGCAGGAAACUGAGAGGGAAGUGUCCAUCCAGGUGAUGGAUGUAAAUGAUAACUACCCUAAGCUACAGAAGACGCAGGGAUUCAUGUGUGUGAAGAAGCCAGAGCCCUUGGUGUUGACUGCCGUGGACGGAGAUGCUGAGCCAUUUGGAGAACCCUUUACCUUCACACUGCAGCUGGGCCGCAAAUCUCCUAACUGGGAGAUCACACCAGUAAACGGAACCGCGGCUAAGCUCGUGCUGAAGAAGAAGCCCACCACUGACCAGACCUUCAGCAUCCCUGUCAACAUCGUGGACAAUGCUGGCGUAGGUGUAACACAGAAGUUCGAAGUUCGAGUAUGUAACUGUACUGAGCUGGGUUACUGUUACGUGGAGCCAGGGACUCAUGCCUGGAAGUUUAGCGUGUCCACUACAGCGGCCAUUCUUGGAGGAGUAUUGGGAUUUAUUGUUUUGUUCCUGGUAAUUGUAAUAUGCCGCAUCAAGAAGAAAGAUAAGAAGAAGGACACAGCGACGGCUGAUGGGGAAGCCAACUCCAUGCUCUAGACGCCAUGCUCAGUUACACACAUACACACACCGGAUUGGUCAGUUCACAUGCAAUGUUGAUACCGCAGGCCUUUUUGAACUCAGGCAGGUAAUUUAAAGUAAACAGACUGUUGAACUGUGUAAUACUGUGACAUACUUUAGGAAGGGAAUUGGGCUCAGAUAGCAUCCAGGUGACUCUCCCAUGCAGUGUAUUAGGCUCUCUCAAACAUCUCAACCAAAUUACACCUUGAUUAAUACUAAAUGUUUAGCUAGCUCUUAGAAUAAAUGCUUUAAAACAGAAAUACAAAUUACCAAGGGUUUGAUGUCAUACUCCAUCUGCUCUCCAUCAUAUAAUCUCUCCAUCUGUAAUUCCUCACCUGUAUGGCCAGUGUUGUUUGCUGCUGAUGAUUUUUUUUUUCCUGAGUGUAUAUGUGUGUAUGUGUGUGUAUGUGUGUGUUUGUGUGUGGGGGGUCAGGGAAGGUUUGUGCUACAUUGAUCUGUGCUCUAUUAGGAUGUACUUGAUUAUAGUAUUAUAAAGAUAAUACACUAGAUGCUGUAAUACUGUGUAGAUUAAUAUAUUUAUUCUCAUGAACAUAAUCAGUCAAAAUGUAAAAAUUUUAUUACCCUUACCCUCUCGACCCAAACCUGGUUGAAGUCAGAAUUAAGAAUGGAAAGCCAAGCUAUACUGUACUACAUUAACUAUAAGUAGGGCAUUUGGUUUUGUCUUAAUAAACAUCUCCUUGGAUAGAGAA